Molecule: messenger RNA, 1064 nt
Organism: Camelina sativa (false flax)
Lineage: Eukaryota; Viridiplantae; Streptophyta; Magnoliopsida; Brassicales; Brassicaceae
Source: RefSeq, a predicted model, not a curated record
GACGACGUCAUAUGAAAAUGUCAUUUCGGUGAUAUUGAUUGUGACAGCCAUUAGAGAUUCAAUUCAACGGCUGUGAUUGAAUGAUGUACCCACUAGUUGCUUCAAAGCCAUAUAUUUUGUAUUAUCCAUACACUUACCUAAUUGCUUAAAUUAUUGUUGAUGUUGAUGAAGAUUAGAAGUUACGUCUACUUGUCUUUUCUUGGACAGUUGAGUUUAUAGUUUGUCUUAACGUCCAAGAUAAUUUGAAAGGUAGACGUAGACGUUGGAUAAUUUCCUUUGGUGUACUCUUAAAGAAUCUUAGGUGGGUAUCUCUUUGGUUUGAAGCUGGUGAAAGGUGAAGUUCUGGUAUGAAUAUGAAGAAACAGAUCAUGGAUGAGUCUGAGAAGUUGUGUUUUAAGAAGACAUGUAUGCCGCCACCUCCUCCUCCACCGCUUCCUUCAUCUCCAGGAUAUGGAUCAAGACAGAUGGAUGGAGACAGCAUAACCAAUAAACAGAUCAAGAAGUUCUGGAGGCAGAAGCAGAUCAUUGAAGAGGAUCAUCUCUUUUCUGCUAUUAAGGCUGCAGCUCGUGUCAGAGCUCGUAAUCUCUCUGGUGAGGACUACAAACGCUUUGAAGAAAGUUUGUUGGACUUGGACGUGGAGGACCCGGAAACCGAAGAUCAUCAGGGAUUAAAAGACUGGUGGACAAAGAGCAAAUACGCAUACUUGAACCAGCCAGCUCUUGGAUCUGCAGAUUCGCUGAAGAGAAAGAGGUUUUCGACUUAUACACCAAACUGUUUCUCUUUCAAGCCUUGCAAUCCUCUCUACGCAACUUCGCUCAAUGUCUUUUGAACCAUGAGCAAACUCAGCAAGAUCAUUUGUUUUGCAAGUAUGUAUAUAGAUGUGCGUGUGUGUGUUGUCUGUGUACAUUCAUGUGUUACGUAGUGCUUCCAUGUUAAUGGAUCUGGACAUUGGUGCGUGGUUCUUGAUUUGUAACUGUUGAAUAAAACUCAAGUCUUUCUAUGGAACAUUAAAUUAUUUUUGUUCCAUAGAUGAUAAAAGUUAUUGUACUUCGGUGUUUUUAUA